Molecule: messenger RNA, 862 nt
Organism: Chenopodium quinoa (quinoa)
Lineage: Eukaryota; Viridiplantae; Streptophyta; Magnoliopsida; Caryophyllales; Amaranthaceae
Exons: 2
Coding region: 294-686 (130 amino acids)
Biological process (GO): systemic acquired resistance
Molecular function (GO): fatty acid binding
Source: RefSeq, a predicted model, not a curated record
GAAUUACAUAAGUGAAAGAUGUAGAAAGUGGUGUAUGCAGUAGUGAAACCUUGUAUGAUAGCAUUAGCAUUUGCUGUACUAAAAUUACCCUGUUAGUAUGAGCCAAAUCACCUUAUGAAAUAAUUUUUUCGAGCCGAAAGUGCUGUACUAUGUUUUCUAUCCUAGAUUAGUUAUUUAGUGCUCUUAUAAUGCUUCCUCCACUACAUAAUGGAGGACAUUAUCAUAUUUUAUUUCUUACUAAUCUUGACCUCCUCCUCCCUCUAUAUAAAUUCCCAAGUGACUGAUCAUUGGACAUGCAUAACUUAAUCACAGUGAAAAUUGAAGCAACUAAAUCUUCGAAAAUGAAGCAUAUUAUUCUGUCUGUUUUCCUUGUUCUUGUCUGCAUUGCAGAGUUUCAUGGGGUGAAUGCUGCCGGUGAGUGUGGGAGAUCAUCCCCGGAGAAAGAGGCAUUUAAACUUGCUCCCUGUGCCGAGGCAUCUGAGGAUGAGAAUGCCCCAGUUUCAGACAGCUGCUGCGCUAGGAUUAAACAGUUGGGUCGAAACCCAAGCUGCCUCUGUGCUGUUAUGCUCUCCCACACUGCCAAAAGUGCAGGAGUCAAAGCUGAGGUUGCUGUCACAAUCCCUAAGCGAUGCAACAUUGUUGAUCGUCCUGUUGGUUACAAGUGUGGCGCUUACACAUUGCCUUGAAGAGUUCAAAUUGACGAACUCAUCUUAUUGAUGAACUCAUCUUAUUAUAUCGAUCUUUCUGUGAAUAAGAAUUGGACAUAGACCUGGAAGUUUGCAUCUGUAUUUAGCUUUUCUAAUGACAGAUGUAAUACAACUUGAUCUUGAUCAAUAUGAAUAAAUGAUUUGUUUUCAGUUCA